CAUAAUUUCCUUGUUCUUUGUGUUCUCUAAAACCCUAAUCUUCCCAGCCGUCCUUCACUUGCUCUCUGUGCCAACAACACAGGCGCUCUCCCAUAGGAGUGUAAGCAUAACAACUGGUGCUUUCAUCCUGCUCGAACUCGAGGAUGUCCGGCGACGACUCUCCUUCCUCCCCGUCGCAUGUCAAUCAAGCUUUGGACGAUAUGCGAACUGCCAUCCAGAACCUUGCCUUGGAGAUCCGUACGUCACGCCAGGAGCAUCAAGCGUUGGUCCAACGCGUGGACACCUUAUUCGACCCUCGGGGUUUUACUCCUCCCACGCCCAGGGGCGGGUUUGGCCAGACGCCCAACGGACCACGCCGUCCUCCUCCGGGGUUUCCCAUAAUCACAAAUCCCAUGCACGACGCUUACCCUCCGAAGGUCAGAUUUGAUGCCCCCAAAUUUAAUGGGUCAGACCCGGCGGGGUGGGUAUUCAAAGUUCAGUCGAAUUUUGAUUAUUUUCGUACCCCUGACGAGGUGCGGCUUCGGCUUGUUGGCUUGCUCUUUGAAAGUCCCGCGUCGGAUUGGUUUCUCUAUCAACAUAACAACAACUGUAUCACAUCUUGGCCGGCGUUUCUAGAGGCGGUAAAGCAGCGGUUUGAUCCUUCCCAUUAUGAGGACUCUAUGGGGCUUUUAUGCAAAUUACAACAGCGUGCGUCCGUGAUUGAUUAUCAGGCGGACUUUGAACGGUUAUUAAAUAAGAUUAUCGGUGUGCCGAAACCGACGCUAAUUUCUAUCUAUAUCGCUGGUUUGAAACAGCCAACUCGGCGAGAGGUUCUUUUGCGACGUCUGGUGACGUUGGGACAAACUUUUGUUUUGGCGCGGGAACUAGCGGCAAACUAUAAAGACACUUUGGCGGCACUUUUGGGCUCUUCAAAAAGGGUGUGGGGUUCGGCGGCCACAACUAGUGCUGGAGCUUCAACAAGUCGCACGCUUGAGUCCACAUCCAAAACUGGCCAGCCCUCUUCUUCGGCCGUGUCGUCUUCUCUUCCGGUGCGCCGUUUCUCAGCAGCCGAACGCGCGGAUCGGACGACAAAGGGCCUAUGUUGGAACUGUGACGAGAACCUUGCCGAUGCUACAUGGGAACCGGUUGCUUUGUUGAAGGCCAACUACCCCGAUUUGGUCCUUGAGGACAAGGACGUUUUGGUCGGCGGGGCAGAUGAUACGGCCCGUCAAGAGGGCCAGGUGUUGGAGCGCGUGGAAAGCCCAGAAAUACAACGAGAGCCAAGACAUUCGGGCCGGGCGUCUAGACCACUGGCCCAACUUCCAUCAACCCCAAUACUGGGGGGCGGGAUAUGGCUGAGAAGCCGAUCCCAAUCCACCGACUGCUUCGAGUUUCUCCAUUUGCCCAUCAUACUGAUCGCCGCCCUGAUAAUGGCGGCCUCAGCCGCCGGCCUCGCCGGAGCCUUCUACGACAUCAACAUCCUCAUAUACAUCUACGUCUGGUGCACCUUCGCCAUCCUCCUCCUCCUCAUCGCCUUCAUCUUCUUCGCCUAUGGCGUCACGGAAGGCACCGGCCGGCCCGUCCUGAACCGGGCUUACCAGGAGUUUUAUCUCCAAGACUUCUACGGGUGGCUUGUCCGAGCCGUCACCGCCCCCACUCACUGGGCCCAGAUCGGCCGUUGUCUUAGGGGUUCUCGUGUUUGCGAGAACAUGGUGAGCUCUCUCAACGGAUUCCCGGAAACCGCCGACAUGUUUUACACGAGAAACCUAAGCCCUAUUCAGUCGGGAUGUUGCAAACCUCCUACGGCCUGUCGAUUCGCUUACGUGAACGAGACCUACUGGAAGACGACGACGACGUCGACCAACAGGGGAAUGUUACUGGGGGCGGCAACGGAGAGAGACUGCGGCCGGUGGAGCAACGAUCAGCGGCAACUAUGCUACGGCUGCGACUCGUGCAAAGCGGGGGUGAUGGGGAGCGUGAGGGAGAGCUGGAGGACGGCGUCCGUCAUCAACCUCGUCAUGUUCUUCUUCCUAGCAAUCGCGUACACGGUGGCGUGCAUCGCGUUUCGGCUCAAGAAAGACGACGAGCCGCGGCCGGGUUGGGAAACCGGGAAGCAGGUUGAGAAGGGCGAGUCGUCGUCGCGUUAUUAUUACAGCGAUGAGACUAAAAUUGACAACAAGUAAUUAAGGGUUGUGUGAUUUGUGAAAGGUUCUAAGACUUUUAGAACUAGUUGUGCUUAGCUUGUUUGAUCAAUUCAAAGAGCAGCUGGCAUAUUGUAUGUUUUCCUUGAGGCCGGCCGGUAACGGGUCAUCAUGGGCCUUUCAUGGCAUAUGCUCCUUUCACUGCUUGGAGUAUGUGUUUUAUCAUAUGAUGGGUCACAAUUUUGAGAUGCACUCAACGUUCGUUGUGUGUUUUGUUUUAUGAAUAAUAGAUCAGGUGCUUA
This is a messenger RNA of Cuscuta campestris, 2422 nucleotides long. The record is from the annotation of a GenBank genome assembly. Lineage: Eukaryota; Viridiplantae; Streptophyta; Magnoliopsida; Solanales; Convolvulaceae.